GAGGGGCCGGCCUGCCCGCGCAUGCGCCGUGGUAAAAGGCCGGUACCUCGGGCAAGAUGGCUACCAAGAGUGUCGCUUCCCGCUUCCGGGGCUCCCGGCGUUUUCUGAGCGGCUUCGUGGCUGGGGCUGUAGUGGGCGCUGCGGGAGCUGGGCUCACGGCCCUGCAGUUCUUCCAGAGUCAGGGAGCUGAGGGAGCGUUGACAGGGAAGCAGCCGGAUGGAUCUGCAGAAAAGGCUGUCUUGGAACAAUUUGGAUUCCCUUUAACUGGAACAGAUACAAGGUGUUACACUAAUCACGCUUUGUCUUAUGAUCAGGCAAAGCGGGUGCCUAGAUGGGUUCUUGAACAUAUUUCCAAAAGCAAGAUAAUGGGUGAUGCAGACAGAAAGCAUUGUAAAUUUAAGCCUGAUCCCAAUAUCCCUCCAACCUUCAGUGCCUUCAAUGAAGAUUAUGUUGGAAGUGGGUGGUCACGAGGACACAUGGCUCCAGCAGGAAAUAACAAAUUUUCAAGUAAAGCCAUGGCUGAAACCUUUUACCUUUCUAACAUUGUGCCUCAGGAUUUUGAUAAUAAUUCUGGAUAUUGGAACAGAAUAGAAAUGUACUGUCGAGAGCUGACAGAAAGGUUUGAAGAUGUUUGGGUGGUAUCUGGGCCUUUGACCUUACCUCAGACUAGAAGCGAUGGAAAGAAAAUAGUUAGUUACCAGGUGAUUGGGGAGGACAACGUGGCAGUCCCCUCACACCUUUAUAAGGUAAUCCUAGCCCGCAGAAGCUCAGUAUCUACCGAACCACUGGCGCUAGGGGCCUUUGUGGUACCCAAUGAAGCCAUAGGCUUCCAGCCCCAGUUAACUGAAUUCCAAGUGAGCCUCCAGGACCUAGAGAAGUUGUCAGGACUGGUGUUUUUUCCUCGUUUGGAUAGAACUAGUGAUAUCCAGAAUAUCUGCUCUGUGGACACCUGUAAGCUCCUGGAUUUCCAGGAGUUCACCUUGUACUUGAGCACAAGAAAGAUUGAAGGAGCCCGAUCAGUGCUCAGACUGGAAAAGAUCAUGGAAAACUUGAAGAAUGCAGAGAUUGAACCAGAUGAUUACUUCAUGAGUUGCUAUGAGAAGAAGCUAGAAGAACUCAAAGCUAAGGAGCAGUCAGGAACCCAGACAAGAAAGCCAUCCUAGUUUUUAUCUCAAGAUGUGUCAUAUCGUCUGUAAUGAAGCAGGGACUGUUCAAACGGCUGCAUUCACAGAUACCAGAGACGCCAGUGUCUUCACCAUCACCAACGAUGUGUCGGCGCUGCCUCAGCAGGUAUUGGGAACUUGCUCUUGUUUACAGUUUGGCUCCCCAUGGUAGCUGUAGGAGGUAGGAUCUGGGUGGAUGGGACCUGGGAUUCAUUCUUAAAAUAGGUCCCCAAAUGGUCAUCCAUUCUGCUUGCCAAGGGCUCUGUGGGGCAGACGUAGGAGGCCUGAGGGGCUGCCUGGGAGGUGAUCUGAGGAAGCCUCCUGUGGCACUUUCAUGGCUGUCCUAGCCAGAGACCAGAGACACCUCCUCUCCCACUUCUGAGCGCUCUGUCUACCAAUUUUGCAUCCGAAAUAGCUCCCUAGCUUCUCAUUCUCUACUAGCCCCAUCCUGGUCCAAGCCACCCUCAUCUCUCCCUGUAGAGAUCACCUGACUGGUUAUUCUCCCUCGUUGCACUUUGUACUCCCCUACCCUGCCAUAUAGUUUUGUAACUAUAAACAGCCUUGUUUGUGGAUUUGGAGGUGAAUACCUGUUUUCCUAACUUGACUGUGAGCUAUGUGAGGACAGGGACCUUGUCUGGUUUUAUCUAUAAGAUGCUCAAUAUGUGGUUGCUAAACAAAGAGUGGACAGAUGCCUCAGUUUCCCCAGCUGGUCCCUAUGUAGGCUGAUCUCACUUGGUGGGAGUGAGUGAGUGAGGAAGGGGACCCUCUGGUUCUGGAGCCUCUCGCCUGGCCCUGCUGCUCAGUAGUCAUUGAUCCUUCAAAUGUCAGAGUGUCCACAGGAGAGAGAGGGUGGCAGGUAGGGCUGGCAGAAGGCAGAUGCGUGGCUUUAUAAUGAUCCUAUGCUUGGGGCUGGGUGGGUUUCAGCUGGGGUGUGGGAGCAGAGAAAUUGGCUUUGGGGGGCUCUGUGAUGGGGGCCUUGCAGCAGGUGGGUGGUGAGGGCAGCAUGGAGGUGGUAGCUGGCCUGGAAGGGAGGAGGACACUAGGUGGCUGGGGUGCCAAGAGAGUCCUGGCAGGGGCUGGUAGCUGGGAAGGCUGGGCAGGGCUGCCCACAAUCAAGAGGGUGACAAUGAGUAUGAAGAGUAUGCUUAGUGGAAGUGAAGGCCUGGGAGGCUGGGAGGACCAGAGGUUUGUUUCCCCCAACCACGCCCUUGCUCCUUGCCUCAUCUUCCUCACCCCUCCUGUACCGUGGCCGCUCGGGACCUCCUCUUCUCCCUGAUCUGGUCUUUCAGAAAUCUCUGGCCUCUAACCUCUAUAACCCCUUGCUCUCCCAGCCUCCCAGCCCCGUCUGCUCACCAAGUCACAUCCCCACCACCCCUCCUGCCCUGCCUGCAGCCUGGGCCCUGCUGAGCUGCCGUGCCCUUCUCUCAUCACCUCCUCCUCGCUCCCUGUGGCACCCUGGCACCAGCCCCAGAUCUGUGUGCACUGAUUUCCCAACAUUCCUGUCCUCCUUCCCACCCCACUGCCCCAAAGGGAGGGGCUCAAGGACUUGAGACACUUCCCUUGGGGGGCCCAGCUUUCCCCCAGAGUCAGGGAGGGAUGAAGGCAGGGCUGCUGGAGGGCUGGGCCCGCAGACCUGUGGAGCUGCCUAGUGGGAGGUAGAGGGCUGGAGUGGGAGAGCAUGCGGAGCCACUGUGAGGGCAGGAGAUGCAGCCCUGCAAGGCCACACUGCUCUCCCCAGCUUCCCACUGUCUUGGUCUUGCCUGGUGUCACCUGCCCUUCCCAGCUCUGCCUCUGACUUCUGCAUCUCCCCUGAUCCUUUCAGUUUCUCAUGGUCCUUCUUAUGGGUGAUUAAGGAGCUGGGCCCUAGUCCGUUUCUGGAGGGCAGGAGUUGGAGGUGAGCUUCCCGUUGCCUUGUGUGUGUAACUCUAGAGUCCCGUGGGUGGGUGGCUGCUGGACAUGCCCUGGGAAGGGAAAGGGACCUGUAAGGGUGUGUCCAUAAACAGAGCGAUUCUAGAACUCAGGGAUGCUACUGUGGACAGGACUUAGAGAUUGUUCAGCCCCCACCCUCUCCCACAACCAUUUAUAGAUGAAAACAUUGGACUUUAACAGGGAAAUAGGAUUGACAUGAACGAGUCACAUAGGGCUUAAUAAUCAUCAUCACUGUCAUCAUACUGGACAUUUAUUAAGUGCUUACUAUAUUUGAGGGAUCAUUGUAAAUUCUUUACAAAUCUUAAUUUUCAUAGUCCUCACACUACCCUGGGAGGCAGCUGUUGUUAUUUUCCCCAUUUUACAGACAAGGGAACAGAAACUGGACCAGUGAGGUCAGUUUCCCCAGAUCACACAGAAAGCCUGUGUCAGAGCAGUGGAAGUUUAUCACACACAGGGAGGCUUGCUCCUUCCAGUGAUGAUGUAAGCAUAUAAGCAUUGUUGAGAGCUCUUUAAAACAGUGGCAGACAUUUCACCAAAGAAGAUAGAGGAAUAGCCAAUAAGCACAUGGAAAGAUGCUCACAUUAUGGGCACGGUGGCGCAUGCCUGUAAUCCUAGCACUUUGGGAGGCCGAGGCAGGAGGACUACUUGAGCCCAGGAGUUUGAGACGAGCUUGGGCAACACAGCAACGCCCCCAUCUCUACAACAUUUUUUUUUUUUUUAAAUAGCUCAUGCCUGUAGUCCCAGCUACUCAGGAGCCUCAGGUGGGAGGAUCACUUGAGUCUGGGAGUUCAAGGUUACAGUGAGCUAUGAUUGUGCCACUGCACUCCAGCCUGGGUGACAGAGUGAGACCCCAUCUCUUAAAGAAGAAAAAGACAUGCUCAACACCAUUAGUCAUCAGGAAAAUCCAAAUUAAAAUUACAAGAUACACCUACUCAAAUGGCUAAAGUUAAAGGAAAAAUAAGGCUGGCAAUACUAAAUGCUGGCAUGGAUAUACAGCAACUGGAACUCUCAUUGCUGAUUGAAAAGCAAACAAAUGCUUUGGAAAACAUUUUGACAAUUUCAUAUAAAGUUAAACAUACACUAUUAAUAUAACUCUGAAAUUCAAUUCCUAGAUAUUUACCCAAGAGAUAAAAACACAGCCAGGUGUGGUGGCUCAUGCCCGUAAUCCCAGCAUGCCUGGGAGGCUGAGGCAGGCAGAUCACUUGAGCUCAGGAUUUUGAGACCAGCCUGCGCAACAUGGUAAAACCCUGUCUCUACUAGAAAUACAAAAAAAAUUAUUUGGUACGUUGGUGCAUGUCUGUAGUCCCAGCUACUUGGGAGACUGAGGAGGGAGGAUUGCUUGAACCUGGGAAGAUGAAGUUGCAGUGAGUGGAGGUCAUGCCAAUGCACUCUAGUCUGAGUGACAGAGUGAGACUCCAUCUCAAAAAACAAACAAAAAAACGUCCAAAACACAUAAGCCCACACAAACUUCUAUAUACAAAUAUUCAUGGCAGCUUUAUUCACAAUAGCAAAAAAUGGUAAACAACUCAAAUGUCCAUCAACUGUUGAAUGGAAAACAGACUGUUUUAUGCUCAUAUAAUGGAAUACUGUUCAACAAUAAAAAGGAACAACUGAUACAGACAAUGACAUGGAUGGAUCUCUAAUGCAUUAUGCUAAGUGAAAGCAGCCAGGCACACAAGGCUGCAUACAAAAAUUCCUCCACUUAUAUGGACUCUCCAGAAAAGGCAAAUCUAUAGGAACAGAAAAUCGAUCAGUGAUUGCCAGGAACAGCGGACUGACCAUGAAGGAGAUGAGACAACUUCUUGAUGUGAUGGAAAUAUUCCAUAUCUUAAUUAUGGUGGUGGCUGUACUGCUUAAACAUUUGUCAAAACUCAUCAAACUGUGCAUUUAAGAAGGGUGCCUUUUAUUGUAUAUAAGUUAUACUUUCCUAAAACUGAUUAAAAAAUAAAAACAGUGGGCUGGGAAAGGGAAGAAAAUAGGAUGGUCAUGGUCGGCCUUAUUGCAAAAGUGACCUCUAAGACUUGGAAGAGGAAGCAGAGGAGCUAGGGCUGAUCCUGGGGGAAGAGCAUUCCAGGUGGGAGGGAACAGCCAGUGCUCCAGUGCCAGGCCAAGACAUGCUUGGCCAGAAACCUGUAAGGAGUCGGUGUCGCUGAAGUGGAGCAAGAGGCUGGCCAUAGCGAGGCUCAGACAGGCAAAUGGGCAAGGGAUGGAUCAGGGCUGGGUAAGGGCUGGGUAAAGGCUUUUCCUCUGGGUGAGAUGAGGCUGCUGGAGGGCUUUCGAUGAGUGUGAUCUGACUUGAUUUUAAUAGGACCACGCUGGCUGCUGUGUUGAGAGCAGCUAGGGACCAGGACUGGUGAGGAGGCCGCUGCAAGAAUCCAGGAGAGAGAUGAUGGCAGCUCAGACCAGUGCAGUGGCAGUGGAGAUGUUGAGAAGUGGUUGAACUUAGGACAUAUUUCGAAGGCAGAGCCAACAGGAUUUCCGGCCGGAUUGGAUGUAGGGUGUGAGAAAAAGAGAGGAGGCAAGGAUGAC
Molecule: messenger RNA, 5621 nt
Organism: Symphalangus syndactylus (siamang)
Lineage: Eukaryota; Metazoa; Chordata; Mammalia; Primates; Hylobatidae
Gene: EXOG
Product: exo/endonuclease G
Biological process (GO): apoptotic DNA fragmentation
Cellular component (GO): mitochondrial inner membrane; nucleus
Molecular function (GO): RNA endonuclease activity; 5'-3' exonuclease activity; single-stranded DNA endonuclease activity
Source: RefSeq, a predicted model, not a curated record